Messenger RNA from Bipolaris zeicola 26-R-13, 414 nucleotides. RefSeq lists its product as uncharacterized. The transcript is spliced from 3 exons. The record is from RefSeq and is a predicted model, not a curated record. The coding region runs from base 1 to 414 and encodes 137 amino acids. NCBI's taxonomy places the organism in Eukaryota, Fungi, Ascomycota, Dothideomycetes, Pleosporales, Pleosporaceae.
AUGUUCGAAAGCCGUCACGCAGCAGACAGAUACCGGCUGCAUCUGCAUCGCGCCCGCUCCGUUGUACUGACAAGCGAUGAACUGGUUGAGAUUCGGGCGGCCCAGCGCACGUUUGAGGGCGCCUAUAUGCGCACGGCAAUCGGCCAGUUCUCGUUUGCACUCGUUGUGCUCAAGAUCUUCACCGCUGAGUUCUACUCGAUUGGCGCGCUGUUUGCAGUCUAUGGAGUCGGUAUCCUCUUCACCAGCCUGUUCCGUCGCCAACAAGGAAACAAACAGUUCUUCUCCGAAGUCGGUGCCGACGGUCUAUGCCACAAGAAGUUUCGCACCAGCGGAAACGUUGUCGUUGCCUUGACAGCACUGAGCAUUUCUGCAUAUAUAUGUCUACUGGUUCUCACACUCAAGCUUGCCAAGUGA